Messenger RNA from Propithecus coquereli (Coquerel's sifaka), 1126 nucleotides. Its product is annotated as neuroblastoma breakpoint family member 6-like protein. The record is from RefSeq and is a predicted model, not a curated record. NCBI's taxonomy places the organism in Eukaryota, Metazoa, Chordata, Mammalia, Primates, Indriidae. The transcript is spliced from 10 exons.
AUUCCUAUCAGAGUCUAAGCUACAGGCAGUACCUUAGACUCUGAGCUUAGGCAUCUUUGCCUUAUUUUGUGGUUAAGGAUUCUCAGAGUUGUGGAAUGCUAACAAGGCUUAUCCCAAAAGCUCUGGCUCUACUUCUACCACAAGCUUCAGCAUGGCAGUACCUCUCACCACUUUUUCUGGUCAGAGGGCAGAAAUGAGCAUCCUGGAAACCAAUCGGUAUUUGCGCUCCCAGCUAGAAGAAAGCAAACAGAAAUUCCGAGAUCUCACAGAGAAAUACCUCACAUCCACAGCCACGGCUUACUGCCUGGCCAACCACCUGCAGAAAUACAAGUGUGAAGAGUACAAAGACCUCAUUGAAUCUGUGCUGGAGGAGGAGCUGCAGUACGAGGAGAGGGAGCUGGUGGAGAAGAGGCCAGCUGCAAGGCUCGGGAAAUAUGAUCCCCUAAUUCAGGCUCAAGCCCAAGAACUGACCAACUUACAGCAGAAGAUGCAGGAAGGGAGAAGUUUCUGCUACCUUUUCACCCAGCAUGUGAAGAACACAAUCAAGUCUUUUGAGAGCCUUCUCAGGAACACUGACAUUGCCCACUACCAGGGACAGAGACUCUGUGAGCAACUGGCCCAAGGAAGCCAGCUGGCCGAGAGCCUUGCCAGCAAACUCACAAUGAAAAAUCAUAAUGGUAAGGUGGAUGAAGACACACAAGAGCUAUUGGCCCCCAGGACCAGCUGUGAAGCUGGGCUCCAGGUUGCCUUGGUUUAAUCCCUUGUCUUGCCUACCCCAACAGGCUCGUAUUUAACUCGCUUCCGCCGCCAUGAUUCCCAUCAGCCUCCCAGCAGCAACACUUUCCUGUCUGAUGCACAGGAAGCCCCCUCUGCUCUGGAUGUAGCCAAAGAUGAGAUCCAGAACCUACAGCAGCACCUGAGGGAAACUCUUUUCAUCAAUGACUGCCUGCGAGAAAAGUUGGAAUAUCAUCUCAGCAUCUUUGACCAAAGAACUGGAUGCAACUCCAACCUCUACAGGCAGAUACUAGAUUCUGUUGCCCAGCUGUGUAAUGAAAACAGAGUCCUCUGGGAAGAAUACCAGAGACUUCCUGUUUGCCCGAAUCGUACUUCCAGAGGUAACAACUAA